Neltuma alba is the source of this 1616-nucleotide messenger RNA. RefSeq lists its product as uncharacterized. Bases 164 to 1090 code for a protein of 308 amino acids. NCBI's taxonomy places the organism in Eukaryota, Viridiplantae, Streptophyta, Magnoliopsida, Fabales, Fabaceae. The record is from RefSeq and is a predicted model, not a curated record. The transcript has 11 exons.
UCAUCACUCCCCAGCAUCCAUUUUGGUCAGAAAUGUGUAAGCUUCGAAGUUGAAAAUCGAGAAUUUCAGAAAUCUCCAAGGCGGAGAUGGAUCAUAUCUGUUAGUAUCAUGCGAGUGGACUUGAAAGGGGAACGAUAUGAAGAAGGAAUAAGGCCCUUUGGCUAUGAAAACUGUUACAUCAUCUUCAUUGUCGUUGAUUUCCCAGCCAUGCGCCGGAAGUAGCCCCUGCUAUUACAGUGCUUCAUAUUCUUCCUCUUUUACAGCCGCCGCUGCUACUUCUCCUUACAGGACCAUUGUCGCCAAAAGCAAGAAGCACCAUGAGGCUUCUAAGGUUUCCGAGUCAUCUCCUCCAAGAAUUACAUCAAACGUGAAGCAAAACCUGCAAUUCCUCAGGUUAUGGAAGGAGUUCCAAAAAAGAAAGUCUGGUACCCCCAGGCCUUCAACCAGUUAUCGCAAAAAGAAGAUAGAGAAGGAGGAUGUUCCAGAAGAUACAGAUCUCUACCGUGAUCCCACCCUUAACCUCUACUAUACAAACCAGGGCAUAGACGAUGCAGUCCCUGUAUUGCUUGUUGAUGGCUAUAAUGUGUGUGGCUAUUGGAUGAAACUGAAGAAACAUUUUAUGAAAGGAAGACUUGAUAUUGCUCGCCAAAAGCUUAUUGAUGAGCUUGUGACUUUUAGCAUGCUGAGAGAGGUGAAAGUGGUUGUUGUUUUUGAUGCAAUGUUGUCUGGACUACCUACGCACAAGGAAAAUUUUGCUGGUGUGGAUGUGGUUUUCUCUGCUGAAACAUGUGCUGAUACGUGGAUUGAGACAGAGGUUGCAGCAUUGAAAGAGGACGGAUGCCCCAAAGUGUGGGUUGUUUCUUCUGAUCAUUGUCACCAACAGGCUGCACAUGGAGCAGGAGCCUGUGUUUGGAGUUGCAAAGCAUUGGUUACUGAGAUCAAGGCAUCACAAAAGGAGGUUGAAAUGAUGCUCAAAGAAACAAGAUCCACUUCUUUUCAAGGUAGACUGUUGAAGCACAAUCUUGAUGCAGAAGUGGUGGAUGCGUUGAAGGACCUCAGGCAAAAGCUAUCUCAAGAUCAGCCCAAGUAGCUAUUCAGGUCAUUCUUGCCCUUAAACUAUUCUCACGGGAAUACUGGCUAUCCUAAACUAUUGAGUUUUGCAAUGUUAUCUUUGAACUUAAGGAUAGCCGGAGCUCCUGUGGAAGUAGUUUAAGCAAAGUGCCCUUUACUUCUUCUAUUUAUAGGGUUAUCGAGGUGGCAAGUUGGAAUCUGACAUUUUGCUGGGAUCAUGGCCUGAGAUAAUGAUGGGAAAGCAACUUUAAGAGAAGAGUAAAGUAAUUUAGUUUUUACAUUGCCAGGCUUAAAGCUUUGUUGUUGUGCAAUUCAUGUAGCCAACUACACCUAAAGAGAUGAGGCUUUGUUGUUGUCAUUUCAUUGCUAGGCGUAUUCAGCUUUAAUUAAAAAAGAAAAAAACUAAAUGCACAAGUCAGUUUUCCAAAAAAAAAAAAAAGGCAUUCAUAAUGCAUUAAUAUGUAAUUCGUAUACCAAAUUCAUGAUUUAUUAGUUAUGGAGGAAGGUUAUGAUUAAUGACACAUGAAAAAGUGAAGUCCAUGGCA